Messenger RNA from Cynara cardunculus var. scolymus (artichoke), 1715 nucleotides. RefSeq names its product probable glucuronosyltransferase GUT1. The transcript has 8 exons. Lineage: Eukaryota; Viridiplantae; Streptophyta; Magnoliopsida; Asterales; Asteraceae. Gene Ontology annotation, molecular function: glycosyltransferase activity. The record is from RefSeq and is a predicted model, not a curated record. The coding region runs from base 6 to 1382 and encodes 458 amino acids.
CAACAAUGAGCAGCACAAGCAACAUCAAGAGCAGACUAUUCGGACCUCCUACCUCAACACGCUGCACCCGCUCACACCAGAUCGGAGCCCUAGCCCUAAUCUCCAUCACCUUCUUCGCCACUAGACUCUUAGACCAAUCAUUCUCCUCCUCCACUUCACCCUUCCAUGGCGAUGAACUUGAAUCCAACUUGAUUCGUUUCUCAGAAGUCGAUAGUUCAAUACGGUGGCCUCAUCGUGGAUAUGGAUCCUACAUCUUCCUCAAGAUCUACGUCUAUGAUGAGAACGAGAUUGACGGCCUUAAACAGUUGCUAUAUGGACGUGAUGGAAAGAUUUCGCCGGAUUCUUGCCUUAAGGGCCAAUGGGGUACUCAGGUCAAGAUACACAAGCUUCUACUUAAAUCAAGGUUUCGUACACACAAGCAAGCAGAGGCAGAUUUGUUCUUCAUACCGUCCUAUGUUAAAUGUGUUCGGAUGAUGGGUGGUCUUAAUGAUAAAGAGAUAAAUCAAACAUAUGUCAAGGUAUUAAGCCAAAUGCCAUAUUUCAGAUUAUCAGGUGGACGCGACCACAUAUUUGUGUUCCCAAGUGGCGCAGGGGCUCACUUAUUCAAAUCAUGGGCUUCUUACAUAAACCGUUCAAUAAUCCUAACUCCUGAGGGAGACCGGACAGAUAAGAGGGACACAAGUGCCUUCAAUACAUGGAAAGAUAUAAUCAUCCCGGGGAAUGUUGAUGAUGGCAUGACGACUAAUGGCAUAAAGCUGGUAGAGCCUUUGCCUCUUUCAAAGAGGAAAUACUUGGCAAACUACUUAGGUCGAGCACAAGGAAAGCUUGGCCGUCUUCAAUUAAUAGAUCUUGCUAAGCAAUUCCCAGAUAAGUUGGAAUCUCCAGAGUUGAAGUUCAGCGGUCCUGAGAAAUUGGGGAAGGCUGAUUACUUUCUGCACUUGCGCAAUGCCAAAUUCUGCUUGGCUCCUCGUGGCGAGUCAUCAUGGACUCUUCGCUUCUAUGAGUCCUUUUUUGUGGAAUGUGUGCCUGUGCUCUUAUCAGAUCAUGCAGAGCUACCGUUUCAAAAUGUUGUCGACUACUCUCAGAUAUCAAUUAAAUGGCCAUCUUCACGAAUCGGUACUCAACUUCUUGAGUACCUGGAGUCCAUACCAGACAAACACAUAGAGGAGAUGAUCGCUCGUGGGAGAAAGUUGAGAUGCUUAUGGGUUUAUGCCCCCGAUUUGGAGCCUUGCUCUGCGUUUAGCGGAAUAUUAUGGGAACUCCAGAGGAAAACAAGACGAUUUCAGCAGUCAACCGAAACGUUUUGGCUGCAUAAUGGAUCCAUAGUUAAUAGAGACUUGAUGGAAUUCUACAAAUGGAAACCACCCAUGCCUUUGCCCUAGUUUUUGGCUUUGGUAGGUUUUAUCGAAACCGUGGAUGUUUGGGUCAGCUUAUGAGCACCUUGGCUUAUCUGUCUUUGGUAGUUGGUAACGGACAGAUGUCAUGGAAUAAAAGAGUUAUACCAAACGAAUCCUUGGUACUGAAUCGUAUUUGGCAAUAUAUCUCACCUGAAAUUAGGGUUCGGAAUCCACGAAGACCCAAAGUUGUAUUAUCGUGAUAUAAGAGUUGCUCGUUGAUAAGAUCUUUGACCAUUGUCCUUUUUCUAAUCUUCAGUAUGUGAGCGGGAUCGUUGUGUUGUUCACGACCAAUACGAAUUUAAUUGAUUUAUUGUAUUA